UUUUUUUUUUAAUUGGUUGUCAACGUUUAGAAUUUGGGCAACUUCACAUAAAAGACCUCUUGAAAAACUGGAAGAUUUGUCCAGACUUGGCCCACAUGGCUGCAGUUAGCUGGAGCCAGGUCGAAGCUGCCCCUUGGCUGGGCUGUGUUCCUCACUUUUCAAUGUGUGCUUUCAUUUAUGUGACUUGUCUGGCCCUCUGGGCAUUUGAAUUGUGACCUCUGAUCUAAGCCACUGUCCUACGCUGUUUUAUGGCUGAGUAUCUUACAGCCUUCCAGAAAGGCCCAGGCCGCGUGUGAGCAGUGGUUAAAUGGCCACCAGGAAGGAGGAUAAUUGGCUCCUUCGAGGCCCACAUGCUGCUCCUAGCCCCACCCGGGUCUUCAGGGGACAGGAGUUAAGGCCAGGAUGGGUAUGGGUGUGCUGACUUUGCUGAGCUGGCUUCUCUCCAUCUGUUCAUUCAGCCUGAAAGUCGUGACCAGUUUCCUUAUCCAGGGGGUGGGACAUUUUUCAAAAUAUGAAAGAAAGCAGCCAGUGACCACUCCGGCCCAUUCGUAGGCCUACAAGACCAGCUAUUGCUGCAAAAGGAUAAGCUUCCUGUUUACCAGCCAGGCUGAGACAAAGUGGUUGUGCUUCCUGGCAGUGAGCGACUUGGCACACAGGCUGGGUUCUGUCUGUCAGGACAGCAGGGCUGAAUGCUUCCUCUGUGCUCCGCCGUCGCCCCCAUGGCCUGGGUCCUGGCUGCGGGCCACCCUCACGAGGGCACUUUUGCUUUGGCUCCAGAACUGGCCCUGGCGUUCUGAAAGGAAGCAAACGAGAGAAGGUGGCCUCACCUACUUGCUAGCUUCCUCCUUAGCUUUCCUUUCCCUGUGGGACCCAAUCCAGGCAAAGUCCCUUGGCACAAACCUGAAUCUAACGAGAAAUUUGCAUCUUUUGUUUUUAAGUCUCCAGGAAGCAGGAUGUCAAUGCCUCUGGGGAAACUGGUCCUUUUUACCAGCGUGAUGGCUGGCGGGAGCUGCACCCUGGUAUAUUACCUUAUACAGACUUUUUCCAGGGCUUCCUAUUACCAGCUGGCACUGGAGCAGCUGCGUAGCCGCCCCGAGGCCCUGGAAGCUCUGGGCAGCCCCCUCAACGUUCACUAUCUCCACCUCACCGACAAGUACAACUUCGUGGACAUUGCUGAUGCCCAGUUGAAGAUUCCUGUUUCUGGAUCCAAGUCAGAGGGCCAUCUCUAUGUCAGCUCAUCCAGAGAUGCCCCCUUUAAGAGGUGGCACCUUCAGGAGGUCGUCUUAGAGCUCAAGGAUGGUCAGCAGAUUCCUGUGUUCAAGUUCAGUGGGGAGAAUGCUGCUGAAGUCAAAAAGGACUAAAGGUGAUCAGGAAGACCCAGCUGUGUCCAAGCACGGCCUUCCCUCAUCACCGUGUGCCCUCCAUGGCUGUGAGCCAGGUUUCCAGCCACCAGGAGUGGGAUUGUAUGUGCUGGCAUAUGGUAAUUCUGGUAUAAUUCUAAUUUGACCACAACGGACACUAUUGUGGUUUUUUAAUUUAAUCAGAAAGAAACUCACUCUAAGUUUAUAAGAAUUUAUUUGAAAGUUCUCUGUAUAAAAGCAAAGCACAGAAUAAAAGGAAUCAGUAUUUGUAAUAAAAUGUUUGUUGACUUUU
Ceratotherium simum simum (southern white rhinoceros) is the source of this 1653-nucleotide messenger RNA. The record is from RefSeq and is a predicted model, not a curated record. NCBI's taxonomy places the organism in Eukaryota, Metazoa, Chordata, Mammalia, Perissodactyla, Rhinocerotidae.